This is a messenger RNA of Cylicostephanus goldi, 414 nucleotides long. Lineage: Eukaryota; Metazoa; Nematoda; Chromadorea; Rhabditida; Strongylidae. The record is from the annotation of a GenBank genome assembly.
AUGAAAUGUGCUUACUUGGAGUUUAUUGCAGCCGUAUGGGGUGACUUCGCUUAUCGGCAUACCAAAUUAACGUUUGAAAAGCCGGUUGAUCCCGUCAAGGAAACGCUCAGUCGAGCUAAAGGGAGAACUCUCUACGAUAAGAUUGGUACCAUUUCCUGCGACAGAGACAUGCUGAAAGCCUCUCCGUCUUACUAUGUACAGCCUUCUACAAAUGAUGCUGCUCGUACAGCUCCAGCUAAGCGGAACAAGCAGAGGGCCAACGUCUUGCACUACUUUGAGAUUCAAGAAUCAUCAUUAAUAUUCCAGCCGGAUGCUGACGAAAUAGAAAAUCGUGGAAAGAGAAGUCGUCCUAGUCCAAGGAUGUCUCGAGAAGACAAGAUGCAAGACUGUACUGUUGAAGUGACUCGAUUAUGA